Molecule: messenger RNA, 1089 nt
Organism: Lithohypha guttulata
Lineage: Eukaryota; Fungi; Ascomycota; Eurotiomycetes; Chaetothyriales; Trichomeriaceae
Gene: TRR1
Product: thioredoxin-disulfide reductase
Exons: 1
Coding region: 1-1089 (362 amino acids)
Biological process (GO): removal of superoxide radicals; cell redox homeostasis
Cellular component (GO): cytoplasm; cytosol
Molecular function (GO): thioredoxin-disulfide reductase (NADPH) activity
Source: RefSeq, a predicted model, not a curated record
AUGGCACCUGCCACACCUCAUACCAAAGUUGCCAUCAUAGGCUCUGGGCCAGCAGCUCAUACCGCCGCAAUUUACCUUUCCCGAGCCGAACUAAAACCUACCCUUUACGAAGGUAUGCUCGCUGGUGGCACUGCAGCUGGUGGUCAACUGACUACAACGACCGAAGUGGAAAACUACCCAGGGUUCCCGAAUGGCAUCUCGGGUCCUGACCUAAUGGAUAGCAUGCGUGCCCAGUCGGAAAAGUUCGGUACAGACAUCAUUACCGAGACGAUAACGAAGCUCGAUCUAAAGAGCAGGCCCUUCAGACUAUGGAGAGAAUAUGAAGACGGAGACGGUGAUGCUCCUGCGCAUACAGCCGACGCCGUCAUAAUAGCAACAGGUGCAAAUGCGAGAAGAUUAGACCUACCAGGCGAAGAGACCUACUGGCAGAAUGGUAUAAGUGCAUGCGCCGUCUGUGAUGGCGCUGUACCAAUCUUCAGAAACAAGCCGCUAGUAGUCAUUGGUGGUGGUGAUUCUGCAGCUGAAGAGGCACUGUUCCUGACCAAAUACGGCAGCAAGGUCACCGUUUUAGUGCGGAAAGACUUUUUAAGAGCUUCCAAGGCAAUGCAGAACAGACUGUUGAGCCACGAGAAAGUCGAAGUCAAGUUCAACCAUGAAGCUGUGGAGGUAUUGGGCGAAAACAAGCCAAGGGGUCUGAUGACCAACUUGAAGAUAAAGAACAACAAGACAGGUGAAGAGCAGGUCCUUAACGCAAACGGCUUGUUCUACGCCGUCGGCCACGACCCGGCCACAGGGCUUGUUAAGGGUCAACUAGAUCUGGAUGAAGAAGGAUACCUGCUUACCAAGCCGGGUACAUCCUAUACAAGCAUAGAAGGAGUCUUCGCAGCGGGUGAUGUGCAAGACAAGAGAUACAGACAGGCCAUCACUUCGGCUGGCUCAGGCUGUAUAGCUGCCUUGGAGGCUGAGAAAUAUCUUGCCGAGCGCGAAGGCGAAUCGCCAGAACAACAACUUGAGCAAAGUGGUGCGAAGAAGGGUGACAUCAAUGGUGCAGACAACGUGCCAGAAUAUAAAACGAAUCCGCUGCUGUAA